GAGAAAAGGGUCUCAGUCAGUCCGCCGCAUCUCGCAACGACGCACACCGAGCUGGUUAUCCACAGCCGUGCGUAACGCAGCGUAGCCGGAGCGCAUCGACACAAAGGACCGAGGAGCGCUGUUAAUCUGUGCGGCCGGAGCAGUUCUGUGAAUGGGUACGAGCGGACCGCGCGCCUUUGGACUCAGAGGGGCUUUUCUCAUUUAGACGUGUCCGCAAGGCGCAGCGCUGCUUUGUUUGGGUACAUCACGCUGAGUCUGAAGAAAACGUGGUGCGACAGAAACGAUCCAAGCGUCGGAGUGCGCCUGUCAAUCAGAGAGAGAUUAACUUUUUAUUUAACGCAGAGAAAAGACGCGUCGCUGGAUAACAACGUGAAUGCACAAUGACUCGAGGCAAUUAGCCUCACGAUUUCAGCCGCUUCUCGUCUGUUUGGAUUUAACGAUUUGAUUGGCUCCUGUGGAUUUCUUGUGGCGUCUCACUUUUGGAGCACAAGGGGAUGUUCUCUACGUAACUUUCACAUAUGUACAUUGAAAUGAUCUUUAAGCGUGUGUGUAUGUGACGCAUUUGCUGUUUCUUCCUUAGUUUUUGGACUGCGAUUUUAAUAUAAAAAUGAGCAUAUACAGCGUGGCGUUGUCCUGUUUAGUGGCGUACGUUCUCUCCGUGCGCUGCAGCUCGGUAGCCGGCACCGACACUCAGAGCCCCCCCCAGGAGUCGUGCGCGUCCUGCGGUCUCAGGGCGCCGGAUCAGUCGGAGCGGGUGAACAUAGACUUUCUGGAGGCGGUUAAGAGGCACAUACUGAACCGGCUACAGAUGAGAGACAGACCCAACAUCACUCACCCCAUCCCCAAGGCUUCGAUGGUGACGGCGCUCAGGAGGUUGCACGCCGGGAAAUUGCGCGAGGACGGUCGGGUGGAGAUCCCCAGUUUUGACGGACAGGCUGCGUACAACAACGAGGUGCAAGCGGAGAACUCAGAGAUCAUCAGCUUUGCAGAAUCAGAUGAUCACACAUCCACCAACACUGGUUUGUUCUUCUUCAUCUCUAACGAGGGCAACCAGAACCUGUACGUGUCCCAGGCCAACCUGUGGCUCUAUUUCCGCGUGCUGCCAGCCGGCCCUGAGAAAGGCCUUCGGAGAAAGGUGACAGUCAAGAUCCAUUACCAGGAGGCCGGGUCAGCUGCCGGAGCGGAGGCGGGUCCAGGAGGGGGUGGUGGUGGAGGUGGAGGAGGGGGAACAGGCCGCUGGGCUUUGGUGGAAAAGCGAGUGGAUCUGAAACGUAGCGGCUGGCAUACUUUCCCCCUCUCUGAGGCUGUGCGUGCUGUCUUUGGGAAAGGCAGCCGGCGCCAGGACCUGGAGGUCCACUGCGAGGGCUGCGAGACAGCCGGUGUGACUCCGAUAAUGGUGGACCCCGGCGACCCGUCCCACCGGCCCUUCCUGGUGGUGCGCGUGCGACAGGUGGAUGGAAAGCACCGCAUUCGCAAGCGUGGUCUUGAGUGCGAUGGUACCAGCGGGGGCCUUUGCUGCCGGCAGCAGUUUUACAUUGACUUCCGUCUCAUUGGCUGGAACGACUGGAUCAUUGCGCCAGCUGGUUACUAUGGCAACUACUGCGAGGGUAGCUGCCCGGCCUACAUGGCGGGCGUGCCGGGCUCGGCUUCAUCCUUCCACACUGCAGUGGUGAACCAGUACCGCAUGAGAGGGAUGAGCCCAGGCUCAGUUAACUCCUGCUGCAUCCCCACAAAGCUCAGUACUAUGUCCAUGCUCUACUUUGACGACGAAUACAACAUCGUAAAGAGGGAUGUGCCCAACAUGAUUGUGGAGGAGUGCGGCUGUGCUUGAGUCAGCCGUCACCCUUCAUUAUCUCUUAACUUGGAACAGUCGGAAAGGCCUUUUGUACAAACGGGACGUUGUUGUACGGUACACAUAUACAAUAUAUCUAUACCUACCGUAUAUGCAAGCAGCACGCACACUGAUGCAUCUAGUACCCCUAGCAAAUGCAAGUACCCGUGCCGUGUCCUAGUGUGCGUGUUUGCACGUGAUUGUGCGAGUGUGUGUAUUUAUCAGACUGAGUGAUGUGCUUGCUGUCCGGCUGAGUUUAGUCCGUCGUCACCGGUCAGUGACGGGUCGAGAAGGGAACGAUUAGCACCAAAUGAUACUUUGCUCUAGUUUGCCAUUUCUAGUCAAAAAUAAUGGCAAAUCAUCUUUUGUAUGAAGAUAACAAGCGCUUAAGGAAAGUGACAGGAUUGGCCAUUUACAUUCUUUAUUAACACUCCUGACCCCGCUCCUCCAACCCUCUAGAGCACAUAUGUCAAACUCGCAACCCACAGGCCAAAUCCAGUGCGGCCCGCCGUGGGAGUAUGGGCCGCCCGCCGGAUGACUUUGCUAUUGUGAGAAGUACAGAUUGAAGUUGGCAGUAUCUGGCCCGAACCUGAAAUGAGUUUGACACCCCUGCUCUAAAGUACUUUGAGCACAUGACAGACUUUUUUUUUUUAGAAAGCACUGACAAUUCAUCAGCUUAUACAACUUAGAACACCAGCACUUCCCUACUAUGCCAGCAGACACAGUCUGACUGUCCCCUCUGGUGGAAUUAGACCGGCAGCGCUUAAUACCUAGCAGGAUUAUACCCUCCACGGAGAGGCAAAAGAAAGUCCUCCACAGACCUGCUGUUGUCCUUCUUGCUGUUGACAACGGGCCUCGACCUCCACUUCCUGCCUGUCCAGACAGACGCAGGCCGUGCUACCAUGACAACCAGGUGAAGAUUGAUGUGCACUUCACUUGUGUACAGGAAAGCGACAAAAGAGAGAACUGCUUCCUGCUGCCCUCUGAGGUUCAGCAGCCAUGGGCCUGAUGGACUCUAGUUCUGGCCCAGUGGGUCACCACGGUGCAGUGCAGCACUUGCAGAAACUGAAAUGCACACCCUGAAUAGCACUUGUAUAAAGAAAUGCCUUCCAAGGAGUACUGAGUGUCCUGUCCUAUCGUUAAAUAAGUGCCACAUGAGCUAUGCAAUGUAUAGUAACCUAUACCCAUACUCAACACGCUCUAUUAGACUGAAUUCUCUUUCUACCUGUCUCUCCUCUCUCUCACUUUCUCUCUCUCUCUCUUUCUCUCUCACACUUCUACCCUCCACUCUUUAUCAAUACUUGAAAUGUAAUCUUUCGCUUCCUUUCCAAAGCGAAUGAUUGUUGUGACGUUUGCACUGAAAAGUUGCGGGAUUAGUGAAACAAAAAUUGCCAUUGAAAAGUUAUUUUUAUAGAAGUAAAUUUAAUUUUGUUUCAAAUGUGUUUUACCUGAUUAAUGGAACCAAAGAGGCCAAGAUUUUUAGCUAUUGUACUAAAAUGGCGAGGCCAUUAAGUUACUGUGUACGAUACUGUUUUUGAUCAUUCGCAAUAGACCUACCACUGUAUCAGGGUACGAUAAAUGAUUUCAUUCCUUAGCUCUGUUGUCAUUCUCUGUUUUGUACAAUAAGCAACUCUUCAUUUUUUCAUCUUUAACUCUAUUUUUUGUUUCAGUUUUCUAUUUAAUAAGAAAGUUGUUUUUAGUUCUUGUCUAAGAAUCAUUUAGUCAAAAAAAUUUCAUGUGUACAGUUUGUCAAAUAAAAAUGUUUUCUUAAAUAUUUUGUAACUUUAAAAUUCAAGACUCUCUGUUCUUUUUCUCUGGGUAUGGGCCUCUAUCUGAAAUGUUGUUGUUUUUUUCUGAUGCAAAGUGCUUUAGGCUGAAACCUCGAUAAACAAAAGGGUGCGGCUGA
Messenger RNA from Pungitius pungitius (ninespine stickleback), 3737 nucleotides. It is a transcript of the gene inhbb, whose product is annotated as inhibin subunit beta B. Gene Ontology annotation, cellular component: extracellular region. The transcript is spliced from 2 exons. Lineage: Eukaryota; Metazoa; Chordata; Actinopteri; Perciformes; Gasterosteidae. Bases 608 to 1831 code for a protein of 407 amino acids. The record is from RefSeq and is a predicted model, not a curated record. Gene Ontology annotation, molecular function: growth factor activity; cytokine activity.